Molecule: messenger RNA, 758 nt
Organism: Hyla sarda
Lineage: Eukaryota; Metazoa; Chordata; Amphibia; Anura; Hylidae
Product: beta-microseminoprotein-like
Exons: 5
Coding region: 141-680 (179 amino acids)
Source: RefSeq, a predicted model, not a curated record
GCCUCUGCUGCCACCGAUCCUGCUGCUCCUGUCGCCGCCACCAGGCAAGUUUUUUUCACUUCCUUUGGCAAAACUGCAUACAUAUAUAUAAAUUCUUCAAACAUACCUCUUGUGCUUGGAUAAAACAGAGACAAUCAACAAUGAGUUGUUUUCCAAGCUUGGUGGUAGCACUUGGAUUUUUUGUAACAGCAAGUUACAGCGAUUGUAACUGGGAAAAGAAUGCAAUUGCUGCAAGACGAAUAGCAGGUUGCUGGAAAGAUGAUGAGAUGCAUCCAUAUUUUUCCAAGUGGAUAACAGAUGAUUGUAAAGAAUGUACUUGCCACAAAAAAGGAAUGGAAUGCUGCUCCCAUGAUUCGAUCGCAGUAGGAUACAAUCCAAAGAUGUGCAUUGCCAAAAAAGUAAAUUGUACUUUCACUGUUGUAAGAAGAAAAGAUCAUUCCAUUCCAUGCCCUUUCAAACUAUUGGAAAUAGAUAGUGACAGUAGCGACAGUAGUGAUGACGACUCAAGUGACGAUGAUGGUGGAAAAAUCGAUAUUGAAGAGUACGUAAAGUUACUUUCAUAUUUUGAGGAUCAAGUAGACUGUGAAGAAAAUAUUGAAAAAAAAGAAGAAAUAGAAGAAGAAGAAGAAGAAGAAAACCACUUCAAACCCGAAAAAAUCUAUCCCAUUGCCAGUUAUUAAUUAAUUAUAUUCCUGGUCUGACAAAUAAAAUGAUUUUUUUUCUUUAAAGUUGGUCUGCCUGACAAGAAUAAAAGUUGA